AUGAAUUCAACGUCAUCGGCGACGAUUGCACCGUACGAGCAACGCCUAGUCGAAUUUAAACGCAUUGUCGAAGGCUACUUACUAUUACUUGUUUGUAUAUGUGGUUUAUUAGGCAAUACAUUAACGUGUGUCAUACUAUCCAGUCGAAUGAUGCGUACAUCAACAACAAACAUUUAUAUAUUUGCAUUAUCAUGUGCAUCAUCAUGUGUUUUAAUUGGUUUUUUACUAACACACGGGAUUCGCUCAACGUUUGAUGCUGAAACAUUUUAUAAAUAUAUAUUUACAAAAGUAUUUCCUAUUCAUGUGACAUGCUUGCUAAUACAAAUAUAUUUGACAGCAACAGUUGCUUUUGAUCGAUUUAUUCUGAUAUGUUUACCGUUUCGAGGUCAUAAAUGGCGUAGUCCACGACAUGCAGUGUUUGUUGUAUUAUGUGUUGCAUUAUUUUGUAUACUAUAUUGUAUACCAUUUUGGUUUGAAUUUACUUUAGUAAAGAGAAAUAAUACACGAGUUAUAUCUGUAUCAACAUUUGGAGCACAUCCAUUAUUUCGCCUGUUAAUGCGUAAAUAUCUUUAUUUUGUUUUUGUUUUUCUUAUUCCAUUAUCAACAAUAAUAAUAUGUAAAGCUAUGAUUAUUAAAAAGUUAUAUACUGUACGUAAACGUAAACGUUUACUGGGAAAUUUAUCAAAACAAAAUCGAUCCUCGAACGCUAUUAAUUUCUUAUUAUUAUCAAUUGUAUUCGUAUUUCUUGUCACACAAUUUCCUUAUUUUAUUUUCAAUGUUCUUUAUUCAUGGUUUGGCAUUAGUUUAAUGGCUAAUCUACGCGCAAGGCAAUAUUUAGCUAUUAAUAAUCUUUUGUCUGUUAUCAAUGCCUCAUCAACGUUCAUUCUCUAUGCGUUUUUUGACAGAAAAUUUCGACAAGUUGGUCAACACUUUUUAUUAUGUCGACCAUUGCCAGUUGGUUUUGAUGCACAAACUGAUAUAAAACGUACAGCGGUAUCAAGUCGUAAUGCGAAUGUUCUAGGGUCUAAUGCAAAACCAAGUAAUUCAUCAAUACAUUUGAUAAAAAAUCAUCAAUAUUUGGCAACUGUAAAUAAUAAUAUACAAGAUUUAACAAAACUACAAUUGAUCGACACAAACCUAACAGCAACACAGAGUGUUUCAUUUUUUGAAAAAGAGAAUGUAUCAACAUUUAAUUGA
Molecule: messenger RNA, 1197 nt
Organism: Rotaria socialis
Lineage: Eukaryota; Metazoa; Rotifera; Eurotatoria; Philodinida; Philodinidae
Source: the annotation of a GenBank genome assembly